AUGUUCGCGUCGCCUACGCGGGGAUGUCGUCUGUACCGUCGAGCAAGGCCGACGAUUCUCGCAACACUAAUCCUGUAUGCAAUAUACUGGUUCGUAAUGCACACACCUGUUGGUGGUCAGGGCUCGGCACCAAGGGGCAGCAAGACUGUGAAAACGAGGCCUGCUGGUGAGCAGUUCGCAUCCCAGCUUUCCGGCCCUCUGCCCCCGCUGGGCGUUGAGAGAGAUCUGGUGGUUGCCAGUAUGACGACGGACAAUACGACGUGGCUGUUCGAGUUCUUCCCAAACUGGCACAAAAGCAUAUACGUUGUGGAUGAUAAAAGUGCCGAAUUGACGGUCGAGAAGAACAAGGGAAGGGAGUCGAUGGUAUAUCUGACAUACAUCAUCGACAAUUACGACCAUUUACCGGAGUAUAUGCUCUUUAUCCAUUCGCAGCGGUACCAAUGGCAUAACGAUGAUCCGUACUAUGACGGCAGACCCAUGAUCGAGAACCUCCAGAUACCGUACCUGCAAGAACAGGGCUAUGUCAACUUGCGUUGUGCUUGGAUCCUUGGCUGCCCAGAGGAAAUCCACCCCUUUACGGAUCUUCACCGGGAGGAUGUUCAUGCAGGUGAAUACUUCAAAACUGGCUUCAUGCAGCUCUUUCCAGGCGUGGAAGUACCGGAGGCGGUUGGCGUGUCGUGCUGUGCGCAGUUUGGCGUGACGAGAUGGAAGGUCCGGGAACGGCCAAAAGCGAGUACGAGCGCUACAGGAAGUGGCUUCUGGAAACGCCACUGGAAGAUGAUCUCAGUGGCAGAAUCAUGGAAUAUUCAUGGCAUAUUGCGAGGGACGAUAUGUUCUACCGCCGUUUUCGACAUUGCCUGA
Messenger RNA from Rasamsonia emersonii CBS 393.64, 861 nucleotides. RefSeq lists its product as uncharacterized. The transcript has 3 exons. The record is from RefSeq and is a predicted model, not a curated record. Bases 1 to 861 code for a protein of 286 amino acids. Lineage: Eukaryota; Fungi; Ascomycota; Eurotiomycetes; Eurotiales; Trichocomaceae.